CACUCCAGUGCUCAACCGUUGGUGAAUGUGAAACGAUCGCAAGAUGGAAGUAAGUUUGUUUGCCGCAAUCGCAAUCGGUUCCCUAGUUCUGUUUGUAUAUCGUUGGGUUUCGAAAAAGUACGAGUACUUUCUUUCGAAACCGAUUCCGUGCAUAAAACCGACCUUCCUACUGGGAAGUAGUGCACCGGUAAUUUUUCGAACAAAAACUCUUAAGUCUCACAUUGGAACUCUGUACAACACUUAUCCGCAGUGCAGGAUAGUAGGAUUUUAUGAGCUCAUGAGACCAGUAUUUAUGUUACGGGAUGCGACCGUAAUAAAAAAAAUUGCCGUGAAAGAUUUCGACUUCUUCAUGGAUCAUUCUCCGUCGAUCAGUAACGCGCCUCCGGACGGUGAGGUGGGUGGCGAGACUUUGUUCGGUAAUUCGCUGUUUGCAUUACGUGGUCAAAAGUGGAGAGAUAUGCGUUCGACGCUAAACCCGGCCUUCAAAGGAAAUAAAAUGACAAAUGACAAAUUUUCAAUCACUGAAAGUUCAAGUCCUUGCUGUGCGAAAUGA
Messenger RNA from Malaya genurostris, 553 nucleotides. RefSeq names its product cytochrome P450 9e2-like. The transcript is spliced from 2 exons. NCBI's taxonomy places the organism in Eukaryota, Metazoa, Arthropoda, Insecta, Diptera, Culicidae. Gene Ontology annotation, molecular function: iron ion binding; monooxygenase activity; oxidoreductase activity, acting on paired donors, with incorporation or reduction of molecular oxygen. The record is from RefSeq and is a predicted model, not a curated record. Bases 44 to 553 code for a protein of 169 amino acids.